Messenger RNA from Rhizophagus irregularis DAOM 181602=DAOM 197198, 362 nucleotides. Lineage: Eukaryota; Fungi; Glomeromycota; Glomeromycetes; Glomerales; Glomeraceae. The record is from RefSeq and is a predicted model, not a curated record.
AAAAAAUGUCAACAAAUUCGUUUCAACUCAGCUACUGCUUUUGUUACCUUCUCCCAGUGCCCUCUUAUGCCUGGCCGAAUUAUCGAAUUACUUAGGUUUAAAUUGGAUAAUAGGCGUAACGCCAUAGUCAUUUCGGGCUUCUCUGCUGGGAGAGAAGCGCAUCAAGAGGGAGGGUUCCACACCCAUAUUCUUAUGAAAUUUGAAAAGAAAAUUAAUGUAAAUGAUGCUAAUUUUAUGGAUGUGGAAGAUGAGGAUUGGUCUAUCAUCCCAAUACUCAGAAGGUACAAAAUUUUAAAAUUAUGUGAGGAAAGAGUAUCAAGAAAAUAUAGAGCAGGCUAAGGAAGCUGGCUUCCUUAUUGAAU